UUCUCUUGCUUCCCCUUUCGGCCUCAGAUUUCAGCAGCGCCUGAAGAGAGAAGACACACACACAGAGAGUGGAACAUUAGGCAAUGCUAAGGCCACAUUUCCAACUGAAGACAAUCAGCUAGAACUGAAUUGGGCUUCAUCUUUGUACAGCUCAGACUUGGCCCCGGACGGCAUGCACCUGCUUGGACCCUUGCUCCUGCUCCUCGAAUACGUGGCUUUCUCUGAUUCAACCAAUUGGCAAGUCCAUCACCCGCCAGUGCUCUACGCCUGGGAGGGGGGCUGCGUCUGGAUCCCCUGCACCUACAUGAUCCCAGGAAAUGGAAUACUACUGGAAAAUCUGAUCGUGUAUCACAACUACACGUAUGAUAAGAACACAAAGGACUUCAGUGGGACUAUCCUCUCUAAUAUCACGGGGAUCUCUAAGAAAUCACAGACCCAGGAGCUUCCUGCUGGCGAUCCGCGGGUCCAGUUUCUGGGCAACAAUAGAUCCAACUGCACUCUACGCAUCCGCCCUGUGCAUGUCCAUGACAAUGGCCUGCUGGGGCUGAGGAUGAUGGCGAAAGCGGACAAAUGGAUGGAGAAUGUCACCCUCAACAUCUCCGAAACGGCUCCUCCGCCUUCUAUUGAGCUCCCUCCAGAAAUCCUUGAGUCCCGGAUGGCCAUCCUGAACUGCUCGGUGAACACAGCCUGCUUUGGCUACCACAUAGGACUGCAGUGGUCCCUGGAGGGGUCAGUCAUCAACUCCACAAAUCUGACCCCCACGAGCGUUGUCACCAAGAGCCAGCUGACGUUCCAGGCAGAGUGGACGCAUCACGGCAGGACAGUGACCUGCCAGCUCUGGGAUCACGAGAAGGGCCGGCUGCUGUCGGAGGCGUCUGCAGAGCUGAAUGUGAAGUACACACCCAAGUUGCACAUCGAGGUCACUCCCCAAGACGCCGUGGUCACCGAGGGGGAUCAGGUGACCAUGACAUGCCAGAUCAUUAGCAGCAACCCCACCUACCACACGUUUUCCUGGCUCAAGGAUGGGAAGCAGCUGGAUAAGCAAGAUGAGCUGAAGGAAGAGAGGCACAUCCUCACUCUGUCCGUGGUGACCAGGAACAUGAUCGGGCAGUACCAGUGCCAAGCCAGUAAUGCCCUGGGCAUCGGACAGUCAGAGAAAGUGAACCUCCAAGUACACUAUCCUCCAGAACCUCCCAAAGUUCAGAUCUUCCCUUCGAUCGUUAAGGAGGGAAAUUCAGUCCGACUGACGUGUCUGUCAUCAGCCAGCCCUCCUCCGACCAACUUCACCUGGUUUCGAGACGGUCAGGCUCUGCUGGGAGGGAACCAGAAUCUCCAGAUCACAAAAGCCUUCCUGAACCACUCUGGCUCUUACUCUUGUCAGGCAGAAAAUACCCUUGGUCAUGGGCUGAUCGGCCAGGAAGCCCAGCUGGAUGUGCAGUAUCCCGCCAAGGGGGUGAUGGCAGUGAUUCAGACCUCCUCGUGGAUUCGAGAAGGAGAUGACGUGACCCUGCGGUGCAAGUUCAAUUCCAGCAACCCCGCGGUGACCCACUAUAAAUGGAAACCCCAAGGCACCCAGGGGGGUUCCGAGGUGCUGACGAUCUCCAACAUUGCCUGGGACGCCAAGCCGGUGACCUGUGCGGCCUGUAACCAGUGGUGUUCGUGGGCCCGUGAUGUCGACCUGCAUGUUCAGUACGCCCCCCGAGAUGUCACAGUGCGGCUCAGCUCCAGUUCCGUGGUUCGUUCGGGGCAGCAGCUCCUGCUGAGCUGCAACUACUCCAGUAGCCGCCCGGCGGCCGUGCACAUCCGCUGGAGGAAGGACGGGACCCAGCUGCGGGAGGGCCGGGAGCUGCGCUUCCCUGCCAUCCUGCCGGAAGAUGCCGGAACGUACCACUGCGAGGUUAACAACACCAUUGGCCAGACACAGUCCCAGGCGCAGGUGGUCUCUGUGCUGUAUCCGCCCCGGAAGCUCCGCGUGUCCUUCAGCCCGCAGGAUGGCGUGGUAGAAGGGACGAGGGCCAUGCUCAGCUGUGAGGGCGAUGCCAAUCCCCCAAUCAGGUCCUACUCCUGGUUCGACGGGAACAACCAGGAACUGCACCACUACGGGCAGACGCUGAGACUGGAUCCUGUGAAGAUCCAGCACUCAGGAACCUACUGGUGCCGGGGGGCCAACGGGCUGGGCAUGGGCCAGUCACCCCCGACCCUCCUCACGGUCUACUACAGUUCAGAGACCAUCGCCAGGCGAACGGCCCUGGGGCUGUCGGUCAGCCUGACCAUCCUCUUCCUGGUCGUAUGUGGAGUCAAGUUCCAGCUAAGCCGGAAGAGGAUUCGGAGCCAGCAGGACCUGCAGGAAAACUCCAGCGGGCGGAGCUUCUUUGUGAGAAAUAAAAAGGUCAGAAGCCCCCCGCUCGUUGAGAGCACCCCUUUCCAAGGCUGCUACAAUCCGGUGAUGGAGGAUGCCACCAGCUAUGCCAUCUUGAGUUUUCCCGACACCCCAAGAAACGAGGGGACGUCCGAGGCACAGCGGCCUUCCCCGCACUGGGGGGACUCGGUCACCUACUCGGUAGUGCAGAAGCAGAAGCGUCCAGUGGGCGACUACGAGAACGUGAACGUGGCCCCAGGAACUCCGGAAGACGAGGGGAUCCACUACUCAGAGCUGGUUCAGUUUGGGCAUGGGGCGCGCUCUCCGGCCCCUGACCCGGUGGAAUAUGUGACACUCAAGCACUGAUGCGACAGACGGGGUGGCUGAGGUGGGAGCCGGCCCAGGCCCUGCCACUGGACUGCUGGGUCACAGGACGCCUCCCCCGCCCCUCCCCUACCCGGGUCCCACCCUGAGUUCUUAAUACCUUCUGGGCAGAGAGCUGAAGCCUGUCCCAGUGCCUAUGUUCCUUCCCGGUACUGGCCACCGAAGGCCUGUCCCUCGUCCUCCCUGCCCAGGAUGCACUAAGGAUCCAGCAUGUGCAAGAGCCCUGCGUGACGCUCCCCUCCCCCCCAACCUCAACCCCCUCCAACCUGCUUCCCCCCCUUCUCACUAAUCAUAGGUUCCCAAGAUGCCCCUGGGGCCAAACCCAGGUGGAAAAGGGUGGGGUGGGGUGGAAGGAAGCCGGAGUCUGCACUCAUUUCUGGGC
Sorex araneus (European shrew) is the source of this 3125-nucleotide messenger RNA. It is a transcript of the gene CD22, whose product is annotated as CD22 molecule. The record is from RefSeq and is a predicted model, not a curated record. The coding region runs from base 173 to 2725 and encodes 850 amino acids. The transcript is spliced from 15 exons. Lineage: Eukaryota; Metazoa; Chordata; Mammalia; Eulipotyphla; Soricidae.